AUGCCUCUCGCGGAGUAUACACAUGAGCACUUUCAAAGCCUCCCCACCAUUGACCAGGCGGGAGCACAAUACGUCAGUAUCGGUGGCCCCAAUCUUGUUCAUGGAUUGUUUCGAAAGUUCUUUAUCGAUCAUGGUAUGGAUUCAACCUUCGGACUGUGUUUGAUGCAUCGUCAUGCCGACCUCGAAGAGUCCGAAAAACUCGUCCAUUACCAUGAGACUGCCUCACCUUGGAAGGACUUAACUGAUCUUCCCAUCAAGCCGGUGAUGUGGUCCAUGUCUCUCGACGGUUCGAUGCGACCGUCUGAAUUCCAAUACUCGUCUCGCGCAGGAGAUUUUUUGGACGAAAAGAAAGUGACAUUUAUGGAAGAAUUUAGUACUCUGGUCAAAGAAAAUAACAUGUCAUUAUUUGGCCUGGUUGAGUAUCCUGGAGAUGACUUUGAGACUACAUGUGAGAUAACUCAAGGUCGCACAAAUAUCAAUCUCCUACAUGCAGAUGUACGUUCCGCAUUAUUUCAUCAAGCUGCCAGUCUUUUUUCUGACUUCGUCUAG
This is a messenger RNA of Penicillium malachiteum, 549 nucleotides long. RefSeq lists its product as uncharacterized. The transcript has a single exon. Lineage: Eukaryota; Fungi; Ascomycota; Eurotiomycetes; Eurotiales; Aspergillaceae. The record is from RefSeq and is a predicted model, not a curated record. Bases 1 to 549 code for a protein of 182 amino acids.